AGAGCGAGCGAGGGCAUUGAGAGAGAGAGGGGGAGGAAUCAGGUCGCACCCAACUCCAGAAAAUCAUUUGCAAUCCACCUGAACGGGGGUUGUUAAUGCGAGGAUUCUGGGAAUUCUGCAAUAACUGUACCGCCCAGAUGAGUUGAAUAAUUUCAAUUGACCUCGGUUGUCGUGCAGCUUCGUGUCGAAGCUGUCGUCGUGGCGAGCACUCCACGUGAUUCUCGCGUUUCCGGCUUGCUGCGAUGGAUUUGUGAAAGGUGGAAUUGGUGUUGGGGUGGUUUGGUGGGUUGCGGUGCUUCAGAGGGGCGAUUGGUUUUUAUGGCUGAAGUGGGUUAGAGGGACUCCGAGCCGUCGGGGAGCAGUGGCAGCCAUGGAGAAGCAAUGGCGAUGGAUGCUUGGCAUGCUAUACGUCGUUGCCGUGGCUGUCAUCUGGAUUGUCGCCAGCUUCGUUGUACAGUCCGUUGUGGGUGCCGGCGUGUCGCCGCUUCACAUCGCUUAUAUCUGUAAUUCUUUGUUUGUUGUGUACUUGCCGAUUGUGGAAGGGGGGAGGGUGUUUCGGGCAUGGCUUGAGAGAAGGUCAGUGGGGCGGGACCAACGUGAGGAGAGUGGGAGUAAAGCUGGCGCGGACAAGGAAACCGUGCAUCUGCUGGAGGAUCCGGCGGUUGGUGCAGUUGUAGCGAUUGAGAGUGAGGAGCUCGGACACGUUAACCCUAAUCAUGUUGCCAACCAGCAGGAAGCUGUGGAGGCUGAAAUUUCUUUGGAAGCCUCGCAGGAAGUAACGAACCGGGAGUGGAGCAGACGAGAAAUUGCGCAAGUGAGCCUGCUUAUUUGCCCCUUAUGGUUCCUCGCCCAGUUCACGUUCAACCUGUCGUUGAGAUAUACAUCUGUGACGUCGAAUACUAUCUUGAGCAGUGCAUCCAGCUUGUUCACAUUUCUGCUUUCAUUGGCACUAUUAAACGAGCAGUUUAAGUGGUCGAAACUGGUUAGUGUUCUUUUGUGCAUGGUCGGGACCGUAAUAGUGACCCUGACUGAUUCCACCAAAGUUGGAGGUUCAUUUUGGAAAGCAGGGUGGGGUGAUGUUCUAUGCUUGUUCUCUGCUUUUGUGUAUGCCCUUUACAGCACCCUUUUAAGGAGGCGAUUACCUGAUGAAGAGGCUGGAGAAGGGAAAGCCAGUACGGCCCUAUUUUUUGGCUAUCUAGGCCUUUUCAAUGCUCUUUUACUUGGACCUGUAGUACUUAUCCUCCACUUCAUCGGUGUGGAGAGAUUCGAUGGACUUACCCUUUCUCAGCUUGGCCUCAUCAUUGGAAAAGGGCUACUGGACAACGUGUUGAGCGAUUACCUUUGGGCUAAGGCUGUCUUACUGACGACGCCAACAGCGGCAACCGCUGGCCUCACCAUUCAAGUCCCCAUUGCAGGUGUAGUGGAUUCAGUGCGUGGAAAGACUCCAUCUCCUCUUAGUGUUUUGGGUGCAGCUGCGGUUCUGGUAGGGUUUUUCGGAAUCAAUUCGCCUGCUACAGGGUGUUGCGACUCCCCUGAAGAGGAAGAUUUGGAUCAUGUGAAGCAAAGCACAAAUGUCACCACUGUCUAAAAGUUGUUAAGAUGUUACUUGUAACAUACUAGAGGUAGUUUCCCAUUCUUUGAUCUCAAUCUGGUAGACAACCGAGACUAAGUGUACAUCUAUAAUUUUCUCUUUUUUCAGGGAAUUUUUAUGGAUUUCCUUAGUCUUUGAAGUUACUUUCUAUAAGAGACAUAGCUCUGAAUUAUCGCCGACUUGGGGUCCUCACGAAAUUUGAAUUACGGUUGAUACCAAA
Messenger RNA from Physcomitrium patens, 1811 nucleotides. RefSeq names its product putative vacuolar membrane protein YML018C. NCBI's taxonomy places the organism in Eukaryota, Viridiplantae, Streptophyta, Bryopsida, Funariales, Funariaceae. Gene Ontology annotation, cellular component: membrane. The record is from RefSeq and is a predicted model, not a curated record.